Molecule: messenger RNA, 1675 nt
Organism: Diospyros lotus (date-plum)
Lineage: Eukaryota; Viridiplantae; Streptophyta; Magnoliopsida; Ericales; Ebenaceae
Product: linamarin synthase 1-like
Exons: 2
Coding region: 68-1525 (485 amino acids)
Molecular function (GO): UDP-glycosyltransferase activity
Source: RefSeq, a predicted model, not a curated record
AUAUGGUUUUAAGUUCUUGAAUCCAUUCGACUCAGUUAGUAUUCAUCGUAGUUGCUUUGCUCAAAACAUGGGAUCGCCGGCGGAACCCCAACCAAGAAAGCUUCACGUAGUAUGCGUUCCGUACCCAUCGCAGGGCCAUGUUACCCCUAUGAUGCUACUGGCUAAGCUUCUCUACUCGGCAGGCUUCCAUGUCACCUUUGUCAACACCGACUAUAACCACAGACGCUUGCUCAGAUCCAGAGGAGUCGCCGCCAUGAUGGGCCUCCCCGGCUUCCAAUUCGAGGCCAUCCCCGAUGGGCUUCCCUUGUCUGACGCCGACGCCACCCAAGACGUCCCGGCGCUGUGCGACUCAACUAGGAAGAACUGCUUGGGCCCGUUCAGAGAACUUUUGUGCAGGCUUGGGUCAACGGCUGGAGCACAGGCAGUUACCGGCAUAGUGUCGGAUGGAGUGAUGAGCUUUGCCAUAGAGGCCGCGAAGGAAAUAAGGGUUGCAGAGGUUCAGUUUUGGACUGCUUCGGCUUGUUCUUUCAUGGGUUACCUCCAUUAUCGUGAACUCAUCAGCAGAGGCAUUUUCCCAUUUAAAGAUGAAAGCUUCAUGAUCGAUGGCACUCUUGAUACUCCUGUCGACUUGAUUCCAGGCAUGAGAAACAUCAGGCUCAAGGACCUGCCAAGCUUCCUUAGAACCACAGAUCCCAACUCGAUCAUGUUCGAUUUCAUGGGCGAGGAAGCCCAAAAUUGCCUGAAAGCUCCGACGAUCAUCUUCAACACUUUCGAUCAAUUGGAACAAGAAGUUUUAGACGCCAUCGCAACCAAGUUCCCUCACUUUUACACCAUUGGGCCACUUACCCUGUUGUGUAGGGAAGUAACGGAUAACCAAGUCAACUCACUCAAUCCCAGCUUGUGGAAGGAGGAUUCCAAAUGCCUUGAGUGGCUGGACCAAAGAGAGCCCAACUCAGUCGUGUACGUGAACUAUGGAAGCGUGGCAGUGAUGAGUGGGAAGAACUUGAGGGAAUUUGCAUGGGGGCUUGCAGAAAGCAACCGCCCAUUUUUUUGGGUUAUUAGGCCUGAUAUUGUGAUUGGUGAUGAUGAAUUAGCUGCUUUGCCCGAAGAAUUUUUCCAAGAAACUAAGGGAAGGGGGCUGCUAGUGAGUUGGUGCUGCCAAGUCCAAGUGCUUCGCCACCCUUCUAUUGGCGUCUUCUUAACUCAUUGUGGAUGGAAUUCUAUGGUGGAGUCCAUCGGCGAAGGUGUUCCCGUUAUCUGUUGGCCUUUUUUUGCUGAUCAACAGACAAAUUGUCGAUAUGCUUGCACCCACUGGGGUAUUGGAAUGGAGCUUGAUAAUGAGGUGACGCGAGAAGAAGUUGCAGGUAUUAUUAAGGAGAUGACUGAAGGAGAUCGAGGGAAGAAAAUGAGGAGGAACGCCGAGGAAUUGAAGGAGAAAGCAAUAGAGGCUAUUGGUUUUGGGGGAUCAUCUUACAGUAACUUUGAUAGGCUCGUGAAAGAACUAUCUGCUCAUUGUAUAGACUAAUUAAUAAGACCAUAAAUAAAUUGUUUCCCCCUGUACAAGGGUUUCACUAAUAGAUGAAUUCAAUGUAGCCCGUAGGAGGUAGAUCAUUUUGAGGGGUCGGGGUCACCUUAUUUAGAAUUGGAAUUAGCUCAAAAGAGUUGGCAGUGGUUU